UUGAACUAUUUUUUAGUUUCGUUUUUAGGAACAUUCCUCCUCCCCCUCCUCCUCCUCUUCCUCAUCUACACACACACACUCACUCGAUCUAAAGUAAAAGGGAAAGGGAACGAGGACUCGUUAAGUUAGAAGCUUUACUCGGUCCGCAUCAGACUGAACUGAUUUCUCUUCUUGUUCCUGUCCGACCUAUAGCCAUGUUCUCCCGCUACGUGCUGGUGAUCGUCUCUCUGGUGGAUCUCCUGUCGGACUUCCAUGUGUCCUGCUGUGAUUACAACUGUGCAAACAAAACAGUGUUCACUCCCCCCCGACUGGUGGUGAAGCACGGAGACCGGACCUCUUCCACCUGCUCUCUGUGUCCGUCGUGCCCAAAGGACAUUUUCGAUGUGGAAAAAUCUGUCGGAUACAACGUGAAAAAUGAAAGUAACAUCACAGUAACAUGGACGGUUGAAAAAAUGAUGGAGUGGAAAACGACUCCAAAGUGUUACUAUACUAGGACUGAUGGUGUUCAGUGUUGCACUCGGCUGAACAUUACUGUGUACAAGCUUCCAGACCUGGUCUCUGUCAGCCUUUUGAAUCACUCCGGCCCGUUGUUGGAGUCUCGUAACUACACUCUGCUGUGCGAGGUGCAGCUAGUGGCUCCGAUUAGUAAUGUCAACGUGACCUUCCUCAGAGGUCACACAGAACUGGGCCAGAAAUGGAACUCGAAUAACCUACAGAAGGAACCAGUGACUGAGGUCUUCUCUCUGGGAAUCUCCCCCACUAAAGAAGAUGAUGGAGCUCAGUACUGGUGUCGAGCAGAGCUGGAGCUGGGACCUGAUGGACCACAGCCCCCUCCGAUGGUUAGGUCGGAAAACGUGAACGCUACUGUCCACUAUAAGCCCAGGCAGCUGGCGCCAUCACCUCCAGAUCUGAUCACCCUCACACAAGGAGAUCGUCUAGAGCUGAACUGCACGGCCGAGGGGAACCCCAGCCCCUCGUACACCUGGACCUCCCUGCCAGACGGCGUCCCCCCGUCCAGCAGCAACGUCCUCACCAUCGAGUCUGUGGCUUCUGGGCACGAGGGACAGUACACCUGCUCUGUCAGCAACUACGUGGGCACAAACACUGUGAUGUUCAAGGUGGCUGUCAAACCCAACAUCAUCCUGCCCAUAGUACUUGCUGUUGUUGUGUUUAUCGCCUGCUUGAUGGGAGGAAUCUUCUAUUUCUACAGACAAGGCAGGAUUGGAAAUUACAACCUGAAAGAUGUUUUCCGUUUACACCAACAACACGAGGCCGUACCCACUGUAGAGUGUGGGAAGGUGUGAAAAAUGUGUGCAGAAGUUGUUUUGUGAUACGCUGAAGUGUUGGCGUCGGACUCGUGGCCUGAGUGUCAUCUCUCUCGCUGUCCUUUCCUGUCGUCUCUUUACUGACGACUUAAAAUUCCCCAAAUGAGUUCAGUCUCAACUUGGGUGACCUGAGCGCUUCAGGGACGUGUCUGUAUCUCAGGUUUAACGCAUACUCAUGGUUAAACGUACACCAAUUUAUACAUUUCACUACACAGACAAAAGCACAUUGUUGGACAAAAUUUGAAAAAAUAAUUCACAUAUUCUUUCACAUUGAAGUUAGCAGCUGUAUUUGUCUGACUUGUUAAAGUUAAGUUGAACACACACUGUAUUUUGUGUGCUACCCAUGGAGGUCAAUUUUUAAGUUGGUGCUAGAAUGAUCUUCUCUCUCUCUUUCCUUUUUCAGUGUAUGUACACAAGAGUUAACAAUCCUGUGUAAAUGUGAAGCUAAUUAAGAAUUCGGUGGCUAAACGGGUCACAUAUUCAAUUUUUUUAGUAAUUGGAACUAAUAA
This is a messenger RNA of Limanda limanda (common dab), 1834 nucleotides long. RefSeq names its product vascular cell adhesion protein 1-like. Gene Ontology annotation, molecular function: integrin binding. The transcript is spliced from 5 exons. Bases 195 to 1304 code for a protein of 369 amino acids. Gene Ontology annotation, biological process: cell adhesion. The record is from RefSeq and is a predicted model, not a curated record. NCBI's taxonomy places the organism in Eukaryota, Metazoa, Chordata, Actinopteri, Pleuronectiformes, Pleuronectidae.